AUGGCCCAUAGAUUGAUCCGCAACCCAUAUUUCCCAAGAUUAAAUGGUGGUACAGUUUUGAAGGAAUGCGAAGUGGAUUUGGAGGAGAAGCGACGGAUGAUGAGUAAGGUUAUUGAUCAGAGACAAAAGUAG
This is a messenger RNA of Sclerotinia sclerotiorum 1980 UF-70, 132 nucleotides long. RefSeq lists its product as hypothetical. The transcript has a single exon. Bases 1 to 132 code for a protein of 43 amino acids. Lineage: Eukaryota; Fungi; Ascomycota; Leotiomycetes; Helotiales; Sclerotiniaceae. The record is from RefSeq and is a predicted model, not a curated record.